AUGCCAACUUCAUCCAAGGACAAGGAGGAGUCAAAGCUUCCUAUCGAGGAGAUGAAACCUGCUCACGAUAUGACGCUUGUCACCGCAGGGACCAAGUGCGCAGCCUUCGAUGACCGGGACGGGAAGUGGUUCAGCUCCCGUAUCGUGGAAGUGAACGAGGACGAGCAGACGGCCAAGGUUCACUUCAUUGGAUGGAGCAACAGAUUCGAUCGCUGGGUGAACUAUAAGGACCUGAGAGGAUACAUGGUCGAUUGCCUCAACCGCCUGCUGCCAAGAGACAAGCCUUCCCAAGACCCCAACCCCGAGGAUCCUGCGGGUGAUCAAGAGAAGGAUCCUGUGAUGGCUCCCUGGAAAUAUCAGUUUUUGUUGAACGGGGAGGAGCAAGAGUCGCAGCGGAUCUCGACGACGAAAAGAAACAUGAAGACAAACGCAGAGGGCAAGGUGAUCGACAAGAACAGGAAGAACAUCUAUGUCUGCCCUCUGCGGGAUGCGAUACUGCUAGAGGACAUCGAGGGUUUGAAAGUCAGCCUGCGAGUCCAGGCGUCAAAGCACUCUUUCAGUGACUGGAGUGCUUCUAAGCUCCUGACAAAGUGGCUUGCGAUGAACGGUGAAGGCAAGAGUCCGAACAAAAAGUCUCCGAAAGUUUUUGGUUGUGAUUGGUACGAUCUUGACUGGACAGGGUCUAUCUCUUCAGACAAGGUGAUUCAGGAAGAAGCUCAGGUUGAGAAGAAGAAGAAGAAGAAGAAGAACAAUCAAAAGACAGACGACGCUACUCCGGAGAAAACUCCAGAAAGCAGCGGAAAGAAGAGAAAAUCUGUGAGCAGCAACAGCAGCAAAUCGCCGAGGGAUAACAAAGUUCAGAAAACAUCUCAAGGUGAAGUCCAAGACGCCAAGACACUCCUUUCCGACGAAAAUGUUUUGAGCGCGAACAAGGACGCUCAAGAGACUGUUCCUACCGACGACAAAGAUCUGAGUCCAAACAAGAUGCCCAAAGAGGCAAUUUCUACCGAUGGCAAAGUUUUGAGUUCGAAGAAGAAGUCUAAAUCCAAGAAGUUGGAGUCCAAAGACUCCGGAAAGAAAACAAACAGCGUAAAGUCAAAGAAAGUGUCCAAACAGCAGCAGCCAACAGCUACAGCUGAUGACCUCGGAGUAACAGAGCUGGCUGCUGCGGAUUUUGCGCUGGCCCCGAUCGGUUCUGAGGAGGAGGCGAACAAGGGAGUCAAGGCAGAGACGGUGACGGUGGCAACCAAAAGCUCGAAUGAGGAUUACUUUCAGCUGGACGCCCGUCCGAGAAACCUUGAUCGUGAGCUGAGCCAACCGAGUCAUCAGACGGGGACAGGUCCUGUCCAGGUAGAUCCCACCAGCCAGCGCUCGAGAGUGAAGGAGGAGGUUGACGAGGAGGGAGAGGAAAAGGAAGAGCAGGGCAAAGAGAUCAAAAAGGACAAAGAAAUGCUCGGAAAUGCUGGAACGAAGGAGGAGGGAGUGGAUGAACUAGACGCGGCCGGCAGGUUGCAGGAGGAGAAUGGAGAUGUGGGAAUGGAGGAGGAGGAGGAGGAGGACGGAGGUAGGGGGACCAAGGAGCUGGAGAAAGCGAAGAUUGAUGAGGAGCAGAAACCCAAAUCAAGGGAGGAAUGCAGCGGGGGAGGUGGAGACGGCAAACUAAAUGUCUUGACUAGCGAGAAGAAGGGAGUUUUGCUUCCUACGUUUUCUUCUCCCUUCUGCCUCAAGCCGUUUGUCAAGCUCGGCGCCUGGGACGAAGGGUGA
This is a messenger RNA of Guillardia theta CCMP2712, 1764 nucleotides long. RefSeq lists its product as hypothetical. NCBI's taxonomy places the organism in Eukaryota, Cryptophyceae, Pyrenomonadales, Geminigeraceae. The record is from RefSeq and is a predicted model, not a curated record. The transcript has 15 exons. Bases 1 to 1764 code for a protein of 587 amino acids.